AUGUGUGAUCGAAAGGUCAUGAUCAAAAAUGCUGACAUGUCAGAGGAGAUGCAACAGGACUCGGUGGAGUGUGCGACUCAGGCAUUGGAGAACUACAACAUAGAGAAGGCCAUUGUGGCCCAUAUUAAAAAGGAGUUUGACAAGAAGGACAACCCCACCUGGCACUGCAUCGUGGGGAGGAACUUCGAUAGUUAUGUGAUACAUGAAACCGAACACUUCAACUACUUCUACCUGGGCCUGGUGGCCAUUCUUCUGUUCAAAUCUGUGUCACAUACCCAGGGAUCCAUCCAAAAACAAGGACUGCAGCCUAAAUUCCAAAUUCCAGAGACUGAAAUCUUCAGCCUUGCCUAG
Suricata suricatta (meerkat) is the source of this 351-nucleotide messenger RNA. Its product is annotated as dynein light chain 1, cytoplasmic-like. Gene Ontology annotation, molecular function: dynein intermediate chain binding; dynein light intermediate chain binding. The record is from RefSeq and is a predicted model, not a curated record. The transcript has a single exon. Gene Ontology annotation, biological process: cilium assembly; microtubule-based process. Gene Ontology annotation, cellular component: cytoplasmic dynein complex. Lineage: Eukaryota; Metazoa; Chordata; Mammalia; Carnivora; Herpestidae. Bases 1 to 351 code for a protein of 116 amino acids.